Thunnus maccoyii (southern bluefin tuna) is the source of this 1871-nucleotide messenger RNA. RefSeq lists its product as uncharacterized. The transcript has 5 exons. Bases 1580 to 1816 code for a protein of 78 amino acids. The record is from RefSeq and is a predicted model, not a curated record. NCBI's taxonomy places the organism in Eukaryota, Metazoa, Chordata, Actinopteri, Scombriformes, Scombridae.
UAGCAAUAAAUAAAUUCAAUAGAAUCAAAUAAAUAAAAACAUUUAUCAAACAUUUCAAAAAGCUUUGAUGAAGAGAAACGUUGUUAGAAGUUAGUGAUUCAGUGACGAGGAGCUCUGAUCACUCAGUCACCAACCGACAGCUGAGAGUCACCAGCAGACGCUCAACCAGCGAUAACAUGUUAAAGUCAGAGAGCCAGUGGAACCAGUGGAACCAGUGGAGCCAGUGGAACCAGUGGAGACGUGUGAUGAAGGGCUACAGGUGACCAGCACACCUCCAACAGGACACUGUGGUGAAAACUGACGUCCCAAACUACAAGAUAGACAGGAGAUUCUGCUUGCUCUUGAUCCUGCUGCUCGCACCCAAACAAGACAUCCUGAAGACCACCCAGAAAUGUAAGAAGAUGUUAUAUGGCCCCAAGGUGACUGUGGAGAACCCCACGAUUACUUAUGGCUGCACAAGUGUCACAUUGCCACCACACUGCCCAGGGACUUUGUUCUGUUUGAAUACACACUUACUGUACUUGCACGUACUGAAAUCAUUGAUCUUUGACCCUUUCUGAGUUGUCCUUAAAGGAACUCUGUACACCUGCUUCAUGCGCACCCUGUUGCGUUGGAGGACACGAUCAAUGAUGGAAAGGCUGACAUUUCUGAUUCCUUCAAAGUUUUCGUUGUCUUCAACAACUUGGUGCUGUAUUUCACUCUAACGGCAUUAUUUUGAAGGACCAACAAUAAGAGCCUCCUGCUGUUGGGAGAACACAGGAGGGCUUCCACCCUCUCAUGGCAGCAAUUCUACAAAAAGGGAGCAUGCAGUCACAAAAAUAUACAUGCAGUAAAAACAGUACAGCACUCUCCCCCCGCACACCCCCAUCCCACAUACACACACAAGUGACAUACAUCCAUCGUUGGAUUUAACCUUCAACUCACCUGUGCACUCUUAACUGACUUAUAUUGGUUUCAUCACAUCAUUAGAGUCGUAGUGUGUAAACUGUGACAUCUGUGCUAUAAUUGUUGGUUACCAUCAUGCAUCAGAAGUGAAUCACAACACAAAAUGUGUUUUAGUGAGUGAGAAUGUGUUUGGAGUUAAUGAGAUCUGCACAUUGUGUCUUAUAGCUGAAAAUUGUUUAAGGUUUUGCCAAAACAGUGAUUGAAGUGAGUUCAGGCCACCGAGCGUUUGGUUGCAGUUUAUUGUUUUAGCAGUUCAGGAAAACUUUAUAUAUGAAUAUUUGGGUUUAAGUAUAUUACAGCUUACACACUAUAACUGGAAAUAUUAACUAAACAUCCCAAACCAUGAUGCCAUCUAUCAACACUAUUCCUGUUUUCACUCAUGUGCUCAUUUAGAAAGCAUUCAAUAACAUUAACUCAAGUCAUCACUGCUGGAACGUAAUUAACACACAAUUAACAUGCAAUUAACAUACAAUUCUCCAGGUGGAAACACAGAGAGUCAAACUGUUCACACACCAAUCAGAAGCUCAGGAUAUAGAGAUAACAGGGUCAAAGCAGUGAAUAAAGCUGCAGCUGCUUCCAGCUCGUCUCGUCAGUUUUUCAGUUUGUUGAGUCACAUCGACAGAAGACCAGAAACAUGAAGUGUUACCUGCUGCUGCUGCUGCUGCUGCCGCUCUGCUCAGGAGCUCAGAAGUUUCACAUCGAGUGUUACGGCCAGGACUUCCUGAUGGUCGACAACAUGCUGCUGCAGUGCAGCAGCAAAGUGCAGCAGGCCUGUUACACCAAAGAUAACGGAGAGAAAGGCUGCACUCGGCUGGAAUUCUGCUCCCGACCGGGAUGGUCCUGCUGCCACACCAGCCGCUGUAACGCCUGAGCCAAUCACAGCCCAGCAAACACUGACAUCAUCAAACCACAUGAAUCAAUAAAUG